Ficedula albicollis (Collared flycatcher) is the source of this 7702-nucleotide messenger RNA. It is a transcript of the gene SPG11, whose product is annotated as spastic paraplegia 11 (autosomal recessive). Gene Ontology annotation, cellular component: dendrite; synapse; cytoplasm. The coding region runs from base 186 to 7187 and encodes 2333 amino acids. The transcript is spliced from 41 exons. The record is from RefSeq and is a predicted model, not a curated record. NCBI's taxonomy places the organism in Eukaryota, Metazoa, Chordata, Aves, Passeriformes, Muscicapidae. Gene Ontology annotation, biological process: synaptic vesicle transport; axo-dendritic transport; axon extension.
AGCGCACAUUGCUGCUCCGCGGUGCAUGCUGGGGUUUGUAGUCGCGGCCCAGCGCACAUUGCUGCGCCGCGGUGCAUGCUGGGGGUUGUAGUCCGGCCUGGCACCGUCCAGCUGACCGGAACAAGCGGCGGCCCCGUCGAGAUGGCGGCGGCUCGGGCCGGGCGGCGCUGAGAACGAGGAGCGGGAUGGCGGCGGCGGGGGCCGGGGCCCGAGCGGAGCUGCGUGUGCUGCUGGUGCCCCGCUCGGGGGAGCCGCCGGGAUGGGCGCGGGUGCGGCUGAGCAGAGCUCGGGACGCUCUGGGCACGGUGCUGCUCACAGGAGGGAUCUGCCUGGAGCCGCUGGGGCCGGGCCGGGCCCGGGGCAGCGUCCUGGAGGGAGCCUGGGCCGACUUCAUGUGGGACAGCACAGAAGAGGAUGGUUUGCAAUCAAACAAGACAAAACUCCUGGCUCUUGCUCAGAGCCACGACCUGUUUGUCUAUGAAUUCAGUGUGGAAGAUGGAAAACACAACCCCAAUUCCCUGCACAGUUGUAAGGAAGAGACACUUAAAAAGCUCCUUGAAGCUGAAAACAUAAGUCUGCCUUCAAUUUUCUCUGUGAAGAUUCUGUCCUUUGGAAACAACAAGUGCAAACUUCUGCUCAACCAGUUCGUCCUUGUGCACCUGACCUUUGCUGAGGAAGGCUCACCCCCAGAGAGCUGUGGCUGCUUCCCCCUGGCUCUGCCUCCAGAAGCUGUGGGGAGAAUUGCAGACUCCCACUUCUGCAGGGGGAUCCUGUUCCUGUUGGACAGUGCUGGCUGGAUUUACAUAUUUGGCUGCUCUGAUGGUGCCACCUUAGGGAAGGUCAGUGUGGCCCUGGGAGCUGGGCAGGGGCAGGGCCCAGCCCCUGUGUCCCCCCUGGCUGGCCUGGCAGUGUCCCCUGACCUCAGCACAGCCGUGGUGACCAGCAGCAGCCACCAUGCCCUGGCUGUGCAGCUCACCCCCUACUUCAGACAGUUCCCUGAACAUUUGCUCUGUAAGAGAGAUCCUGAAAAUCUGCCAGUGAAGGCUGCAGAGGGCCUGGAUGAGGAUGAGCUGGCCAGUUCUGAGCACAGCAUGGAGCUGCUGGCGCUGCCCUUCCGCACAGACAGGUCCUGGAAGGCACACUUGUCCUCACUGUGGGACAGAGUGAGGAGAAAGAGAACACCAGCCUCUCCAGAUUUGGUGAACGACUUGAACUUGCCUUGGUAUCAGUUUUUUACCCACCUUGAGGAUCAUGAUCCUGAAAUCUGUGAGGAUCCAGAGAAGAUGGUGGCCUUUGUUCCCCGUGUUACGUGGGCGGCUUCCCGAGCACUGCAGAGCCAGGCUGCAGCCCCUGGGGGUGCAGGGCAGCAGUGGGCACAAAUCCCCCUGGGAGCAGCCCAGGAGAGGGUGACAGUGGAGUGCAAGCUGGUGACUGGAGCCACAGCUGUGUUUGUGGUGCAGGCUCAGCACACAGGGCUGUCUCUGGCACUCUGGGAUCUGGAGUCGCAGGCCGUGACGUGUUCCCACUUCGGCAGCAGCAGUGUCUUUGUGGAGUGCAGUGCAGAGGUGCCCCUGUGUCUGCUGCUGACAGAGCGUGGCCUGUCCCUGGUCCUGUUUGGUGUGACCCAGGAGGAGUUUCUGACCAGGCUGAUGAUGUUUGGCAGCGCUGGGGUCGUGGAUUCCGUGUGUCACCUCAAUGGCUGGGAGAGGUGCUCCAUUCCCAUCCAUGCCCUGGAGGCAGGGUUGGAAAAUCGCCAGCUGGACACAGUGGACUUGUUUUUAAAGAGCAAAGAAAGUGUUUUCAGCCUGCCUGCAGCCUGCCCUGGUUCUGAGCACCCUGGGGAAGGUUCCUCCCAGUCCUACCUGAGAAAUCUGGAGGAGCUCAGGCCAGCUUUGAACUUGCUCUACUCAGCAAUCCAAGACAAUGAUCAGGAGCCUCACAGCAAACAGUUCUCUGAGCAGCUCCUGAACCUCACCCUGACUUUCCUCACCAGGCAGCUGGAGGAGAUCUUUGUGCACACAGAGGAACCUGAUGAAUUCCUGCAGAAGGCUGCAGAUAUUUUAACUGACUACAUCAUUAAACUGAGAAAAUUCCUGAGGAAAUAUCCUCGCCCACCCGUGGCUCCAGGGCCCACAGAAGCUGACCUGGAUGAAGACCUGCCUGAGAUAGAAGAGAGCCAAGAAUGGGAAAAGCUGACACCAGAGGAAGUCAUUGCUGAGGCCAUCCUAAGCAACAAAAUACCAGAGGCCCAGAUCUUCUUCAGAAGGCAGCAGCAUCCUGCUGAGAGCCUGCAGGAGUUUCUGCAGACAGGUUUGAACCUGGCCUAUGACUGUCUGCUGAGGGGCAGCACCAGGGAGGCCUCAGAGCUGCUGAGGAACAUGGGCUUGGACGUGAAGCAGGAGUUGCACAAGAUCUGCUUCCACACCGAGGACAGGCACGUCAGGGAGCUGCUGGUGAAAGCCUUACAAGAAGAAAAUUAUUUUUCUGAAAAAGAGAAGAAAAUGAUAGACUUUGUGCAUCAGGUUGAAAGCUUCUACUCAGAGUCCUUCCAGGAAAAUGAAGAGACUCAGUCUCUUCCCAGGUUCAGCAGCUGCAGGAGGGAGCAGCAGGCAGUGCUGGUGCAGCUGGGCUGCAGCAGGAGCCUCAGGGUGAUGCUGAACUGGGCUCACUGGUGGGAUGAGCUGGUGCAGGAGAUGAUUCUGCUCCCCAGGAAACCACGCCAAGAACUGAAGAGCUGCAGUGCUGAGGCUCUCUGGAUGCACCUGACAGCCCAGCAUGACUGGGGCAGUAUUAGUUCCUGGAUUGAGGAGUCACAGCCCAGCCAGGCUCCCUGUGGCCCAGCUGCCUGGCCCCCCCUGAGCCCUGACAUCGUGGACAGGAGCACUCUGUGCAGCACCUACAUGAGACAGGACAUCCUGAACAAGCUGGCCAGAAAAGGAAUUUUUGUCCCUUCUGAGCUGGAAGACUUUGAGCUCCUGCUGCAGAGGUUGUCGUGCCUGGGGGGUGUCCUGCAGAAUCCUCACCCUGUUCCAAAAUACAGCACUGCCAGUGGCCUGGACUUCCAUGGGCAGUUUGUCCUGCACUGCCUGGAGCACAGCCUGCACUACCUGCUGUACACUUACCUGGACUACUACAGUCUGACCCCCUCGAGCUGCCCCAUCCUGGAUAACAAGGAGCUGCAGGAAGCACACCCCUGGUUUGAGUUCCUCCUGCAGUGCCGAGGGGUUGCCAGCAAUCCCCGAGAUCCCAAGAUGAUUUUCCAGGCCAGUCUGGCCAACGCUCAGAUGCUGAUGCCCAGCAGCCAGGGGGGUGUGAGCAGCAUCCUGCUGGAGGGCAGGACCCUGCUGGCCCUGGCCACCACGGUCUAUGGGCCUGGGGGCAUUGACCAGGUCCUUCAGAAUGAAGAUACAGAAAAACCUCUCAAGAAAGUUGAUCCACAGCUCUUAAAGAUGGCCUUGACCCCUUACCCCAAGCUCAAGGCUGCUCUGUUUCCCUCCUGCACUGCUCAUGGAAUUUUGCCCCCUGACAUCUCUCUCUACCACCUUCUGCAGUCAUUGAUGCCCUUUGAUCCCACGAAGUUGUUUGGCUGGCAGUCAACAAACACUCUUGCUGUGUCAGAUGGCUGCAGUGAGCUGCCCCACUUCUCCAGCCCGCAGCUGGUGAGCAGGCAUGCUGUGCUGGAGAGCCUGGAUUUCCUGUUCUACCUGCAGCACGGGCGCCCCGCCUUCGCCUUCGGCACCUUCCUGGGCCAGCAGCUGGCCAGCAGCAGAGCCCCCAGGCAGCUGGUGCAGCAGGCAGCUCGGGAGGCCCAGGCUCUGGCUCUCUCCUCCCUGGGGAUCCCCUCAGUGGCUGCAGCCUGUGUUUGCUUCCUGGAGCUGCUGGGGCUGGACAGCCUGUGCCUGCGUGUGGAGCUCAGGGCUGCCAGCAGGAUCUGCAGCACCAGCACUGGGGCCUCUCUGCACAGGGACUCCCUGGUGGAGAAGUUAACAAAGCUGGCUGAUGGUGAGAAAGCAGCAGCAGCAGCAGUUCUGACCUCCUUGGAAGAGGCUUUCUGGGAUUCCAUUGAGCGGCAGGGAAUAAAGAGGACCUGCAGUGAGUCCAGCAGGCAGUGGUCCUUGGUGAUGCAGUUCUGCCAGCUCCAUGGCCUGGAGCCGAGCACGUCCUUCCUCAGGGAAUGUGCCAGAUCCAACCAGUGGCUGCAGUUCCUCAUCCAGGCCCAGCUCUACGGCCACCAGCCAGCCCAGGUGCUUCCCCUGGUGCAGGAUUUCCCUGCUGUGGUGCAGGAUCACCUGGAGCUGGCCCUGGGGAGGCUGCUGAGUGCUGAGCCUGCUGCUGCAGGCAGGGCCCGUGCAGGGAGCCUGUUCCAGGUGCUGCUGCAGUGCCAGGAGAGCCCCAGCCCCUGCUGGGAGCUGCUGGCUGAGGGGCUCAGGGCCCAGGCCCCCAUCCUCAGUGUGCUGGCUGCCUGCUGCCCUGAUGCAAACCUCAUCUCCUGCCUGUGUGUUUGGAUCAUCACCUCUGUGGAUGAUGCCACCAGGGCUGAGGUGACCUCCCACACCCCCAGCUGGCCAGAGAGUCCCCAGUGGGACCUGCAGGACCUUGCUGUCAUCUGGAAAGUCUUCUUGAGGAAGCAAAAGAGUAAAACACUUCUCAAUGGCUUCCAGCUCUUUUUAAAGGAUUCCCCUUUGCUGCACAUCCUGGAGAUGUAUGAACUGUGCAUGAACCGUAAAAAGUACGACGAAGCCAAAACCAAACUGGACACAUUUCAGGAAAGCCUCACCAAACUGGCAGCUGCAGGAGCAGCCCCCGAGGUGCCGCUGCCCUGGCUGGAGUCGCAGGCGCUGUUCCUCCUGCAGCUGAUGCUGCAGCAGUGCCACACUCAGUACGAGCUGGGCAGGCUCCUGCAGCUCUUUGCUGCAGCAGAGAACCUCCUGAUGGAUGGGCCCUACAUGAGGAAACUCUGUGCCCUCAGUGAGACCCUGAGGGGCUCCUCCAUCCCCAUCAGCCCCUCCAUCCUGAGCCCCUGCAGCCUGGAGGUGUUCCAGGGGGAGUGCAGCUCCAUCCUGGAGCAGCUGCAGGAGCAGGGGAUGUUCAGCCUGGCUCGGGAGGUGGCAGCCCUGGCCGAGCUGCCCGUGGACGGCGUGGUCACACACGAGGUUCUGAGAGACCUGCAGCAUUUAAGAGACUCUGGACAGUGGCAUCAAACCCAGACAAGAGCCGAGUUCUGGAAGAAGUGCAACGACACCUUCACCAAACAUUGCAUCUGCAGCCGAGCCGCAGCCGAGUUCUUCCUCCAGCAGGCCAACCACGUGUGGGAGCCCCCCGGGCAGGAGGAGACCAGCAGCAGCAGCAUGGAGAGAGAGCUGCUGCUCACCCUGGCUGGCCACUGGCUGGCCCAGGAGCCCGGGGUGGCCGUGCAGGAGCUGGAGGAGCUGGAGCAGCAGAUCUGGCUGUGCCGCAUCGCCCGGCGGCUGCCGGCGGCCGAGGGCUCGGGGGGGGCGGAGCGGGCGGCGCUGGCGGCGCUGGUGGGGGCGCUGCUGGAGCAGGGCCGCGUGCACGAGGCCGCCCGGGGCUGCCACUACUUCCAGCUGUGGCACCGGGACGUGGCCCUGGCGCUGCACUGCAGGGCCCUGGCCUCGGGGGAGGCUGGGCUGGAGCAGCUGCAGCCCGAGCUGCAGGCUCUGCUGGCGGCCGGAGCGGGGACAGCCGGGGACGGAGCCAGCGCAUCCAGCCUGGAGGACUGGACCCCCCUGGGCUGUGAGGAUGAUGCCGUGGUGGCAGCGCUGAAGGCUCUGGCAGAGGAGUGUGUCCAUGGCAGGGGCUACUGCAGGCAGGUGCUGUGCCUCUAUGAGCUGGCCAAGGACCUGGGCUGUCCCUUCGGGGAGGUGUCAGCGCGGGACCCCCGGGAGGUGCUGGGGGCCAUCCUGGGGCGGCGGGGGCCGGAGCGGGGCCGCAGGGCCCAGGCCUUCAUCAGCUGCCAGGGGCUGUCCCCUGCCACUGUGGCACCCCUGCUGGCACAGCAGGUCACCCAGGAGCUGCUGGCCUCAGCCCAGGGCAGAGGGCAGAAGCAGGUUUGGAACCCUGCAGUGGAGAGCCAGGCCCUGCUGCAGCUUGCCAAGCUGUGCCAGGAUCACACCUUGGUUGGGAUGCAGCUGCUGGAUAAAAUCUCCUCUGUGCCCUGUGGGGAACUGUCCUGCAUCACAGAGCUGCUGAUCCUGGCCCACAGCUGCUUCAGCCUGACGUGUCACAUGGAGGGGAUCACACGAGUGCUGCAGGCAGCUCGGCUGCUCACCGAGGAACACCUGGCUCCCAGGGAGGAGUAUGGGCUGCUGGUUCGCCUGCUGACAGGCAUUGGCAGGUACAAUGACAUGACCUACAUCUUCGAGCUGCUGCACCACAAACAGCACUUCGAGGUGCUCAUGAGGAAGAAACUGGACCCGAGUGGGACGCUGAAGGCAGCACUGCUGGACUACACCAAGCGCUGCCGGCCCGGCGACAGCGAGAAGCACAACAUGAUCGCCCUGUGCUUCAGCAUGUGCAGGGAGAUCGGCCAGAACCACGAGGCUGCAGCCUGCACCCAGCUGAAACUGAUCGAGAGCCGGCCCUGGGAGGAGUCUCUUCAGGAUGUUGCAAAUUUGAAGAAGUUGCUGCUGAAAGCUCUGACUCUGUUCAUUGAUGCAGCAGAAAGUUAUUCCAAGGACUCGUGCGUGCGGCAGGCGCUGCGCUGCCGCCGCCUGACCCGCCUCAUCACGCUGCAGCUGCACUUCCUGGGCUCGGGCCAGAGCACGAGGAUCAUCAGCCUGGGCAGGCAGGAGCUGCCCGGGGCCAUCCUGGCCUUGCCCAGGUUCUACCAGGCAGCCAUCGUGGCCGAGGCCUACGAGUUCCAGCCGGACUGGGCAGAGGUUCUGUUCCAGCAGGUGAUCAGCAGGGGGGAUUUCCUGUACCUGGAGGAGUUCAGGCAGCAGCAGCAGCUGAGGCCUGGCCUGUUCGAGGAGGUGGCCAACAAGGUCAAACAACAGCAGCCCUCUGCUGAUGCUGCCCUGAGGAACCUGAAGAGGUUCCUCAGCCACUGUGAGGACAUCUACACCUACUACAGGCUGGCCUACGAGCACAAGUUCUAUGACGUGGUGAACUCCCUGCUGAAGGACCCUCAGACUGGCUGCUGCCUCAACGACCUCUUAUCCAGCUGAAUUCCUGCUGAAUUCCAGCCCAGCACAGACUGCAGGCUCAGUGCUGAUCAACACAGAUUUUAUCAAUGACCUGCUCACAGGGCUCUGCUGCUCUGCAGAAAUUACUCCAGAAGACUGGACAGGACUGUAAGUAUUUAAAAUACUGAGAUUGUGGUAACCUAAAAUUGCGCUUUGUAUAAUAAAUCUUAUUGUUUAUAAAUUAUUUGAGUCACCAACAAACACUGACUGGCACAGGUAGGGGAUGAAGCAGAGAUCCAGCAGCCCUUUAAAUCAGGGGCAAGGGGAGGGGGCACCCCAGGAAUUGUGUCCAGAGAGGCUGAAAAAAAUGUGCAGAACAUCCAGGCCAAGGGAGUGAAAUAAGCAGAAUCAGUGAAGGUUUCAGGUACAAAGUAGAAUAGAGUCCAGUCUCAUUUCUACAGCUUUAACCAGCACAUUCCUAAUUCUGCUGUCUUAGAGUAAAAGAAAUAAUCAAGUGCAAAUGUAUUUUUACAGUUAUUAAGUAUAAAUUCCUGUCC